Bacillus rossius redtenbacheri is the source of this 5015-nucleotide messenger RNA. RefSeq names its product HIG1 domain family member 1A, mitochondrial-like. The record is from RefSeq and is a predicted model, not a curated record. Gene Ontology annotation, cellular component: mitochondrion. The transcript has 4 exons. Gene Ontology annotation, biological process: mitochondrial respirasome assembly. NCBI's taxonomy places the organism in Eukaryota, Metazoa, Arthropoda, Insecta, Phasmatodea, Bacillidae. Bases 1242 to 1562 code for a protein of 106 amino acids.
AUAUGUAGUUGUGUGGACUACAGCUUUAGCCCAUAGCCAAAGGGUCACUAUUUGCAGCGUGAAUCUCAAUUUUAAGUCGUUAUCAAACUUUCGAAUAUAUAUUUAAUAACCAUGCCUUACCCGGGACUCGAACCCAGGACCCUUCGCACCGUAAGCCGGUGUGCAUCCGACUACACUACGGAGGUCGGCACAAUUCACUUCAAAUAAUCUUAUUUACAUCGAAACAACGAUCGAAAAUUAUCGAGCACAUAAACAAUAAUCAAAACAUCACAAUUCCUCUAACAUAAAUUACAGAUUUUACAAUAGGGGCACAUUACGACUUAAUUCUGAUUGGAUAAAAUUUUUAUCUUGUACGAAUCCUUCCACAGAUAUUGGAACACGGCCGAUUACAAAAACUUUCAUGAAAACAGCUCAGCUACACCCAGGUUUGGUUGGCAACAUAGGUACAUAAUUUAUACUAACAAAAUGUCACUCUUAUUUUAAAUGUAUCACAAAAUGGCGCAAAUUUAAUUAAACUUCAAUGAAUAUUUCGCCCUUACAGUUUUUCUUUCGUUUAAAACUAAUUCUACCGUAUCGAAAGAACACCUUCCUUAAUUCGAUGUAUCGAAAUACACCAAUUCUUCGUCUAACAUCGAAUGUUAUCGAAAAAUGGGAUUGUUUCGAUGCAUCAAAUCGUAUAAUCAAUUUUUUCGAUACAUUGAUGUAUAUCGAGUAUUGCUACAUUUCAAUGACAAUUUCAUCAGUCAUGAGUGUCAAAUGAGGUUUCUCGUUCCUGGAAGAAGUCAGCUGAUGCUUCUUAAAUUAUUAAUUUGGUAAGUUUAUGGAAGCUUUAUUUAUUAUAAAGUAAACAUAAUGUGCAACGGAAUCAUGUUAAAAGUUUUAUUUAAAAAAUACGGCAUAACAUAACACAUUUUCCGACCACAGUUGUUUCCAAGAUCUUGACCGGAAAUUUCUGGUUGGGGUAAUUCCUGAUUUUAAAGAGUAGUGACUGGUAAAUGGAGGAAGAAUAAGAUAACAAAAAUAGUGCUUUGCAUGUUCAUUCGUAUAGUGUUGUUUAUCUGAGGAUUGAGUGUGUAAGUUUCUUUUCACCAAAUUCUUGAAAUGUUUUUGUACUAUGAAAGUAUUGCUAAGAAUUUUUUUUUAUUUUAUUUUUUUAUAGAAAUAAGGGACAGCCACAUCUAGAAAAUACUGGAUGUUGACAUGGACUCUUCUAUUCAUAAAUCUCAACAGAAUACUGAGAGAUGGCAGAUGAUAAGAGCAGAGGGCAGGCAGCGAUGGAAACGUCCCUGUCCAUGUCCUUCGAUGAGGAGUCCAACACGGAGAAACUGGCGCGGAAGACCAAGGACGCUCCGUUCUUGGUUGCCGGAGUGGUGGGGUGCACGCUGGCCUGUGCGUACGGCGCCUACAUGUUCAAGCGCCGCAGCCUGCCCAUGUCCGUGUACCUGAUACAGCUGCGCGUGGCCGCGCAAGGCACGGUCGUGGGCUGCCUGGCCGUGGGGCUGGCCUACUCGCUGGCGCGGACGUACCUCUUCAAGCCGUCCCCCGACGACGGCAAGAAGUAGGAGUCCGUGCCGGCGACGAGUGUUCCUGGGCAGUCGCGGCGCGUCUAGAGAGCCUUCUGUCGCUUCCGUCGUCGCCGUAGUGGUUCCGUGUAUCCUUCGCUUUUCAUUAGAGCAGAACAAGAGUCCUGCGUAUGUGUAUCAGUAUUACUUUAAAAUGCAUUUUAUUGUGUUGUUUUAAGUUAGAAAUAAUUUUAAUUGUUUUUUUUUUUGCAAACUUUUUUUUUUGAUUUCUUAUCAAUGUUCCUGUAUCUGGGAGGCGUAAGACACCAUCUUCACUUUCGGGCCAAAGGCAUUCUAUCCAAAAAAAUUGACCGCAGUUUGACGUUCUUUCUAAGAUCCACGAUAUGUCAAAUAUCCACAAAUUUCAGGUUGAAAAUAUUGAGGAAACAGGUGAUAUUACUAUUUAAAAUUCUUUAAAUUGAUCUCAUGAAAAAAAAAAAAUGGUUUAUGUGACAUACAUGGUGUCUUAUGCCUCCGAGGUACAGAUGUUCACACACACAUGCACACAAGUGCACAUAUAUGUGUUUGUGAAAAUAAUUGGUUGUUACCGUUGUUCUCGAUUAUUUAUUAUGUUGUAAUUUCUGUGUAAUUAAGUGGUUAAUAUUGUGUCUGCAGUAUUUUGCAUAACCAUCCCCCAACCUGUGUUAUCAUCACAACUCUGAAGCACACUACCUACAGGAGACACACUUGGGCAAAUCUACAAAAUAAACCUUUUAUUAAAAUUUCUUUCACCCAGGAAAAUUACUUUUGACUUGUAAACAACCCUCUCGGGUCAAGCUGCAAACAGUAAAAAUCGAACAGCAGAGCAACAAAUUAGCAAAGUUCUCGAGAUCAAAACAAAUUAAGGAGUUAUAAAAAAUCGGUUAAGAAGAAGGUAACAAAGAUUAUGCAAUCACAGAACUUUGAAUAAAUAUUGCUAACACUAUAUUUGUUCAUCAAACACAAACGAACCUGGUACAUUAGCAAAUAUAUAACUUUUUAUAAAUAUCAUGGUUCCAAUCACCGCCACAAAAUGUGACUCUUAUUAAAUAGGCUAUUAUUAAAAUCUAACCAAUAUUUAUAAAAAAAUACCAAUAGUAAAACUGUUCAUCAAACAAAGCUAUUCUUCACUGCCGGUGUUGCUGACCUUAAAAAAUAUAAUAUAACCAAGCAAAAAAAUAAACCAUUGAAAUUUAUUAAAACCCUAAGUCUUAAAAGUCUUUAUAAUGUGUUCACUUAAGCCAAGGCCACAUAGAAAGCUGUAUUUUCGAUGUUCGCUAUGUCCACUGUGCCAAAUGGCCACGCAGGAUAGUCAAGUUCGCGAUGUCAGAGAGACGCAUGCCAUGGGAUUCCAGUGAUGAUUCCGACGAUGACGACAUUCUGCUGGCUCUCGCAGUAUGUGAGCGUAAAAAGAAACGGGUUCAUGUAUUUAAUAUAAAAACAAAAGAAUUUGAAGAAUUUCAUUUGGUAAAGCAGUGAGGACGAAACCAAAUUUACGGAUCAUUUGAGAAUAAAUACAAUUCAGUUUGAUAGCAUCCCUUUGGAAUCAAAUCCCGGGCAUUGUCCUGCAUAUCCUGCCUUCCGUAUUCUUCCAUUGAUUUAUUCCAUAAGCAUGGAUAUUUUUGUAUUAAUCUUUCAAUUAACUUUCCCGUCAACUUGGCUAUUUGAAGCACAAUACUGAGAGAAAUAGCAGAGAACCAAGCACCUGGCGACGUCGCUAACAUAGCGAACACAGCUCCGUUUGGCCAGUGACACCUGAAAUGCAGCUGGCUAUAUUCUGCUCACGUAAAAAUACACAGUGAGUAUAACGCCCUGUAUGGUCGUAGCUUUACAGUGCACACAUUAACAUACAGUGAUCACAGCCAGGAAUUUUUCUAUUUUUAAAGGGCACUUUUUCUUAUUUCUUAAUGUUGCCUGCGAAAAUUCCAUUACCGAACCGAAUAGUGUCCGACAAAAUCGCAUGCCCAGAACAAAUACUGGCAAAACUAACCUCCUCCCAAGUAUUCUACCUCAUACCAAUGCAAGGUGAGUUCGUGCGAACGAGCUUGGCCAAUUCAUUUGUGACACAUUGUGUCGGUGUGCAGCAGACAAAAUAUGGUAUUGGAAAUUCACGCAUUAAGUAAUUCCUUCAGUUGGCGAAGUUAAUUGGCAAUUUGUACACCGUUGAAAACUACGUGUCCAAGUUCAUGCAAAAUGGUUCCAUAGUGGCGCAGCGAUAAAUCUCUCUUGCGCCCGGAUCACUGGCCAUCACGUUAGUGCUGAUUGAUAGUGAAACAUUCUGCUUGUCUGACGUAAGAUACUCGUCUGAAAGUGUAUAUAUAUAUAUAUAUAUAUAGGUGCCACUCAACGGCAUACUCUGCGGCCGUAUGCUCGGAGCUAAAAAUAGCUGUGAGCUAAAAUUAGCUUGGGGCAUCUGCCUUCGCACAUAUUUACUGUCAGUUGUAUUCUUACUGGCUGGAAAAAAAUUUCAUCAUAGCUUCGAAAAUGAACCAUGCUUCACAAAAAGAAAUAUAGGCCAAUUUUGAUUAGAAUUUAAGGAUAUCAACUAACUAUGCUAUAAAAAAAAAGUCAAAAUAUUAAGUAAUCCAAGAAUUUAAAUAUAAUAUAAGUCUAGCAACUUCUUUGAAGUUAACUUGGGACAUUUUCCUCAUUAAACAAUCAGUAAAAUUUUUUUACAAAGUUUAAUAGCUCUUUUAUAUUUCAGUAAUAUUGUAAUUAUUUUCAAAUUUGUGUCUCAAAUUAGAUGAUUCUGAGAGCUGUGUUUCAAAGUAUUUGUAGACAUAUCCAAGUGUCAUUGUUGUUUCACUCAAUUGUUAUUUCAAGUCACAAGUGUUAUAGCACAUUUCCUAUUUUCUGUGUUCCUCUGUAUCCUCUGUUAAAUUAUACAUUUACAGUUUUUGAUUUUAGUAUGGUUGUAUUUUGUUAAUAAACCUUUAUUACCUAUUGAUAUGACUUAAAUUUUUAGGAUGUGAAAAGAAAACUCAUAAACUGCAUACAUAAAACCUAUUUAUGUAUUUUAAUUUGGAAAUAGAAUUUUCUGAGAAAAUAUUGGUAUAAUUAACUUAGGUUUGUCUGAAUUUUAUUUGGUAAAAUUGUAAAAAAAAUUGAUUAUUUGUGUUAAGCUAAUAUAUAUAUGUUUGUAUAUUUAUGAAUAUUAUGACUGUUAAUAAAUAUGUAAAACAUUUAUUUUAAAAAGUCUCUAUUUAUGAACAUUCAAUACUAUCCAUCCAUUUGCUUUUGUAAUUAAUGAAAAAAUUGCAGUCUGAAACUCUGUGCAAAGUUCAAAAAUCUGUAUCAUAUGUUGUAAUACAGGUAUUUGAAUUUGAUUGGCAAGCUCUCUCUAAUUUAUCAUGUAUGUACUUAAAUAUUAAUUUUCUUUAAUUAGAAUCAUGUAUCAUUUCUGAAAUGUUUAAAAUGAAACUGCAAUGUACACCAUUCUUUGACUUUGAAAGAAAUAAACAAAUUUUGUUUGAA